AUGGCACCGGGCGUCGCCCUGGCGACGGCGCGCGGCGGUGGGCGGGGCCCUGCGGGCGUGGGAUUGGCGACGUUCGCGAAGGGGCGGGGCGUGCGCGCUUAUCUAUGGUGCGGGCGCCUUCCUAGCCCGCCUUCGUUAUCCGUCGCUCUGUUCGGCGGCGCCCGCCCUCCUCGCUUACGCCCGCCCCCCGCGUUUGCGACAUCUAGUAGGCAUGGGGAGAAAAGUAGGAGGGCGUCUCGCUUGACGGCGGCGCGACCUUUGCGACGCGCGGUGUACGGCAGGGCCGCCGUUGGGCCGGAGGCUGCGGGACCCCGGGCCCCCCGAGUCCCCGCCGCCCGCCCCGAGGCCCCGCCGCCCGCUCCCAGUCCCCGCCGCCCGCCCCGAGGCCCCGCCGCCCGCUCCCAGUCCCCGCCGCCCGCCCCGAGGCCCCCGCCGCCCGCCCCGGGCCCCGCCGCGCGCCCCGAGGCCCCGCCGCCCGCCCCGGGCCCCCCGAGUCCCCGCCGCCCGCCCCGGGCCCCGCCGCCCGCCCCGGGCCCCCCGAGGCCCCGCCGCCCGCCCCGGGCCUCGCCAUGGCGCGAUGCCGCUGGCCGUGAGGUGGCCGUUUCCCGCGGGGCCGCCGCUGCGCUGGGCCCUGGCGAGCGGGCUGGUCACGGGCCUGGUUGGCACCUACAGCUGCCUGUGGACCCGUGUGACCGAGCGGGGGGGGGUUGGGGGGGUCUCCCCCUUUGCUGACCCCCUCCCCUCCCCCAGGUGGCUGAACCGGCUGCGCGUGCACAACGCGGAGGUUCUGCACGAGCUGGUGGAGCGGCGGGGGCCGCGCACCCCCCUGCUCACGCUGGCCAACCACCAGUCCUGCAUGGACGACCCGCACCUCUGGGGUUCUCUGAAGCUGCGGCACAUCUGGAGCCCCCACAAGAUGCGCUGGACCCCCACGGCCGCUGACAUUUGCUUCACGCGGGAGCUGCACUCACGGUUCUUCAGCCUCGGGCGCUGCGUCCCCGUCUGCCGCGGGGACGGCGUGUACCAGCGCGGGAUGGACUUUGUGCUGGAGCGGCUCAACCAGGGCGAGUGGGUGCACGUCUUUCCCGAGGGCAAAGUGAACAUGGGGCAGGAGUUCGUGCGCUUCAAGUGGGGCAUCGGGCGGCUCCUGGCCGAGUGUCGCCUGGACCCCGUCGUCCUGCCGCUGUGGCACGGGGGCAUGAGCGACGUGCUGCCAAACACCCGCCCCUAUGUGCCCCGUGUGGGGCAGCGCAUCACGGUGGUUGUGGGGCGCCCGUUCAGCGUCCGGCCCCUCCUGGAGCGGCUCCGCGCCGAGGGCUCGUCCCCGGUGGAGAUGCGGAAGGCUCUCACCGAUUUCGUGCAGAGGGAAUUCGAGGCGCUGCGGAACCAAGCCCGGGCCCUGCACCCCGCCCCCUAGCGCCUGGGGGGCCCUGCACCCCGCCCCAUAGCACGUGGGGCGCCCUGCACCCCGCCCCGUGGCGCCUGGGGGGCGCCCUGCACCCCGCCCCCUAGCGCCUGGGGGGCCCUGCACCCCGCCCCCUAGCGCCUGGGGGGCCCUGCACCCCGCCCCUAGCACGUGGGGCGCCCUGCACCCCGCCCCGUGGCGCCUGGGGGGCGCCCUGCACCCCGCCCCAUAGCACAUGGGGCACCCUGCACCCCGCCCCGUGGCGCCUGGGGGGCCCUGUGGCCUGGACACAGAGAUGGGGGGGGGGGGGCUCUGCCCCAUAGCGGGAUGGCCCCGCACACACUGACAGACGCGCCUCCCCAUAGCGCUACCCCCCCCCCCCCCCAACACGGUGCCAAUAAAUGGGGCGGAGCCUCAGCUGGC
This is a messenger RNA of Columba livia (rock pigeon), 1828 nucleotides long. RefSeq names its product tafazzin, phospholipid-lysophospholipid transacylase (gene TAFAZZIN). Gene Ontology annotation, cellular component: mitochondrial membrane. Gene Ontology annotation, biological process: cardiolipin acyl-chain remodeling; inner mitochondrial membrane organization. The record is from RefSeq and is a predicted model, not a curated record. Gene Ontology annotation, molecular function: 1-acylglycerophosphocholine O-acyltransferase activity. NCBI's taxonomy places the organism in Eukaryota, Metazoa, Chordata, Aves, Columbiformes, Columbidae.